Messenger RNA from Clarias gariepinus (North African catfish), 2815 nucleotides. RefSeq names its product leucine-rich, glioma inactivated 1a (gene lgi1a). The record is from RefSeq and is a predicted model, not a curated record. Gene Ontology annotation, biological process: myelination. Bases 348 to 1997 code for a protein of 549 amino acids. Lineage: Eukaryota; Metazoa; Chordata; Actinopteri; Siluriformes; Clariidae. Gene Ontology annotation, molecular function: protein binding. The transcript has 8 exons.
UUGUGAGCAGGGUGGCCCUUAAGCGCAUUGUCCUCCAUUCCUGUAAAGGACCUGUCUCUGAGCAUCAUCAAACCCCCCACGCGCCGGAGGGAACUGAUAUAUGCAAGGCGUGGCUGAGAAACACACACACACACACACACACACACAGCUCUUGUCUCAUCUCUGCGGUGUAGAUCUCCGGCUGCGUGCACCUGUCCAUACACACGGAAUAUUUCUCCAUCACAGAGACAGAGGGACAGAGAGACAGAGAGAGCAGGAACCAAAAGGACUUCCCACUCACUCUCUCCGUUUCAUGCACGGGGGAUCUCGGGCGCGCGCGCGGGUCGGGAGCUGGCUGACUCGUCGACAUGGGUCCGGUUAGCGCGCGAGGCUUGUGCCUGCUCUGCGUCGCCGCCGUCGCGCUCGCGCUGCUCCGCGCGCCGCGCGCCGAAGGCAGGCGGCGGACGACCCGCUGCCCCGCGAGCUGCACGUGCACCAAGGACACCGCGCUGUGCUCGGGCAGCAACUCCAUUCCGCGCGGCUUCCCUCCUGACGUCAUCUCGCUAUCCUUCGUGAAGUCCAGCUUCAGUGAAAUCCCCAAGGAGAGCUUCAUUCACACCCCAGCCCUCCACCUCCUACUUUUCACAGCUAACGUGUUCGAGUCCAUUAAUGAGGAUGCCUUCCUUGGUCUUCCACAUUUGGAAUACCUGUUUAUUGAAAAUAAUCAAAUCAAGUCUAUAUCACCUUUUGCCUUUCGAGGUCUUAAGUCCUUAAUACACUUGAGCCUUGCCUUCAACAAUCUGGAGUCUCUACCCAAAGAUCUUUUUAAAGGGGUGGAGACAUUGACAAAAGUUGACUUGCGAGGAAAUCUGUUCACCUGUGACUGUAAACUGAAGUGGCUGGUGGACUGGAUUUACCACACGAACGCAACCGUAGACCAGAUAUACUGCAACAGCCCUCCAGCCCUUCAGGGAAAGAAAAUCAACGAUCUUACUCCACAGUCGUUUGAUUGCAUAACCACUGCUUUUGUUGCAGAUUUUUCAUUGCUCAAGUCUCUUGAGUUCCAGUCCAUUUCAGUGGAGACGUUUACUUUUGGUGGUGACCAGUAUGUGGUGUUUGCCCAGCCUUUCAUCGGAAGAUGCAGCUUUAUGGAAUGGGACCAUGUUCAAAUGGAAUUUCGAAAUUUUGACAAUAUAACAAGCACCUCCACUGUUAUCUGCAAACCUCUGGUGAUUGACGAACAGCUGUUUGUGAUAGUCGCUCAGCUCUUUGGUGGCUCACACAUUUACAAGCGAGACAUCUCCGCCAACAAGUUCAUCAAAAUCCAAGACAUCGACAUCCUGAAAAUCCGCAAGCCCAACGAUGUCGAGGUGUUCCGCUUGGAUGGAGAGUCCUUCUUUGUCAUUGCCGACAGCUCCAAAGCUGGUUCUACCACCGUGUACAAGUGGAACGGCAACGGCUUUUACUCUCACCAGUCGCUGCACCCGUGGUACCGCGACACGGACGUGGAGUAUCUGGAAAUUUCCGGCAAACCACACCUGAUCUUAUCUAGCAGCUCGCAGCGGCCUGUCGUCUACCAGUGGAACAGGGGCUCCAAGCUGUUCGAGAGGCGCACUGACAUCCCCGAGAUGGAGGACGUCUAUGCCGUGAAGCACUUUCAAGUGAAGGGUGAGCUCUAUCUGUGCCUGACACGCUUUAUCGGUGACUCCAAAGUGAUGAAAUGGGAUGGCGCUAUGUUCGACGAGGUCCAGAGCGUGCCAUCACGGGGCUCCAUGGUCUUCCAGCCAUUCACGGUGGCGGACUGGCAGUACGCCAUCCUGGGCAGUGACUACUCCUUCACUCAGGUGUACCGCUGGGACCCCAAGAAAGGCCAAUUUAUUCACUUCCAAGAGCUCAACAUUCAGGCCCCUCGAGCAUUCUCACUGGUGUCCAUUGAUAAUCGUGAAUUCCUCCUGGCGUCCAGUUUUAAGGGUCAAACGCGCAUAUACGAACACUUGAUCCUUGACUUGAGUGAUUGAUUGAAUGGGGAAACGGGGGAUGGCAGGGUUACUGAUAAACCAGUGAUACUUUCCACUUUGUGGGUAAAUGGAGAGAAGGUACUGAUAAAUCAGUGAUGCUUCCCAGCUUGAGAAUCGACAACAUGGGUAGCACACAUGCAUGCCGAUGCCGAUACAUAGAUGUCCUCCAUCGCUUGAAAUCCAUAUUGUUAAAUGCCAAGCCAUGCUCUAACACACUUCUUCACUGAGUGUAAUUGUUAUCUUAACUAUAAGAUUACAGAUUUUUGGUGAUUAUUCUAAACACAGCUACUGAAAAAUAGAUCUUUUAUUCUAUUCUAUUUAUUAUCCUGUUUGAAACAAGUAAAAUCCGCUAAAUUCAAUGUUUACAUUUUAUCCCUGCUUUCCAUUUGUAAACUGAAUAUGUAUUAUGCUUUUGUAAAAAAAAAAAAAAAACAAAUGAAAAAAGUGCGGCCAAACCAGCAAACGAAUUUGAUAGGAUUUUAAAAUAAUUUUUAUUGAUGUCGGUUUGUAUGAUCUGUAAACGCAACUGAAGACACUGUUUUAAUAGUUCAAUCCGGUGAAGAGUAAAUUUUAAUAAACCGUACGAUCAUGACAUUGCUCUAUUGGACCAACAAUCGUUCCCCACACAUGUAUUCAAUUUAUUAUGCCUGCGUUGUUUGGUAAGCCAAAGGUUAACACUGAAGCCAUGGUUUUAAAAUGAAAUAAUAAAAAAAAUAUAUAUAAAUCAACUUACAUGUACUGUAUUUGAAUUUCUGACUGCAGUGUUUUGCUUUUUUUUUUUUUCUUAAUAAAAUCAAAAGUUAGCCAGAGGUACAAUA